AUGGCUUUGCCAUCACACAAAGCUGUGACAUUGACCCACGUGAGGUACCAGAGGGGUGACAAACUGGGUUACUUCCUGGCAUGGAUUUCUCUGGUCCCAGUCUUCAUAAGCCUCGGUGGGUUCGUCUCUCAUUUCAUCUUCCGCCGCGAGCUCCAAGGCAUGUUCUUCGCUCUGGGCCUCAUAAUUUCUCAGUUCGUCAACGAGUUCAUCAAGACAUCGGUCCAGCAAGCUCGGCCCGAGACCUGCGCUCUGCUUGAGAUGUGUGAUUCGCAUGGAUGGCCUUCGAGCCACUCUCAGUACAUGUUCUUCUUUGCUGUCUACUUCACCCUCAUGACGUAUAAAGGGAUUGGGCUCUGGCAUACGAAGAAUAAGUUUGCUGUUAUUUUUUUGCCUUGGGCUUUGGCUUUGCUCACUAUGUAUUCGCGGGUGUAUUUGGGUUACCACACUGUGGCUCAGGUGCUUGCUGGUUCUGCUUUGGGAGUUUUUCUUGGGGCUCUGUGGUUUUGGGUUGUGAAUUCUGUGCUUUACUCUUACUUUCCGGCUAUCGAAGAGAGCUGGUUUGGGAGAGCGUUUUACAUCAAGGACACUUCUCAUAUACCCAAUGUGUUGAAGUUCGAGUAUGACAAUGCCAGGGAUGCUAGGAACAAACUGGCUGCCAAGAGUAACUGA
This is a messenger RNA of Prunus armeniaca (apricot), 669 nucleotides long. NCBI's taxonomy places the organism in Eukaryota, Viridiplantae, Streptophyta, Magnoliopsida, Rosales, Rosaceae. The record is from the annotation of a GenBank genome assembly.